This is a messenger RNA of Culex quinquefasciatus (southern house mosquito), 2449 nucleotides long. RefSeq lists its product as uncharacterized. NCBI's taxonomy places the organism in Eukaryota, Metazoa, Arthropoda, Insecta, Diptera, Culicidae. The record is from RefSeq and is a predicted model, not a curated record. The coding region runs from base 1 to 1926 and encodes 641 amino acids. The transcript has 5 exons. Gene Ontology annotation, molecular function: DNA binding; DNA-binding transcription factor activity, RNA polymerase II-specific. Gene Ontology annotation, biological process: regulation of transcription by RNA polymerase II.
AUGUCCACCGCGUUCAUGGUCGACAGCAUCCUGCAGGAGAAGGACGUGGUGGUGGUCAACCGUGGUCACCGACGUCGCAGCUCGCUCAGCAGGGUCAGUGCCGGCGGAGAUUCUUCCGUGGCUUCGGUAUCCGGAUCGGAAGACAGUGAGUUCGAGGAACACGUCAAAGAUUCGGGCAGUUUGUGUGAUUCGCCGAAGAGUUUCAACAGUUGUCUUAAUGUGAACAAUUCGUCCUUUUCGGACGAUGAGCUGGGUCCGGCGACGGUUUUGAGGGCCUACAAUGGCCAUACCGGUUCGGAACGGGACGAAAACGGAAUGCUGGAUUAUUGCUGUGGCAAGUGUGGUCACUACCAAUCGGAACCGAACCCGGCGGUGCAUAGGGUGCGGGAGACGGAAAAGGACCAUGGUGGCGGAAGGAACUGCUCCCCGGGGGAAAGUGGUGACUGUUACGAGUUCCGGUGUGAAAAGUGUGGUUAUAGUGAAUUUAUUGCUUCGAAGCAGACUAUCCUGAAGGAGGUGGCCAAACCGGUGCUCAAGUUCAGUGUGUCGGCCAUUCUUGGUGAUAGGAAAGAGUGUGUGAAAGUUAGGAACGAAUUUAUCCAACCUCAACAUCUUUGGCCUUAUAUUCAACAAAAUCUAAUCCAGCAAAAUCACCUAGCAAAUCAUGCGUUUCUCACGAGUCAUCACCCCCAGCUUCACCACCCCCAUCAACAACAUCACCCCCAACAGUCCCAGUCACCCCAUCAUCCCCAUCACCUAGUGCAAAUGAACGGUGCAAGUCCUGCUGCAAACAACAACAAUAACAACAACAACGGCAGCAGCAACAGCAGCAGUGGUAGUAAUUGCAACGGCAAUAAUAGCUGUAGUAAUACGACCAGUGAAGCUGGCAGUUUGCCCAACAGUCCCGACUUACAAGAUGAUGGGACUCGUCUUCAGCAGCAGCAGUCAGCAGCCCAACAACCACAACAGCAGCAGCAGCAGCAGCAACCCCGAGAUAAUAAAAUCAUUGCGAAACCACUCCCCAGUCGACCGAUGCCGUUCCUCCAGCAUGGCCUCAACCAUCCCCAUCUGCACUCGCUGCUGGCCCACUGUCGGAAUCCUUAUCUGCCGGGAGGUCCCCAAGUGUUUCCGCUGCCGCCGGGACAAGGCUUUCCGUGGGCGCACUCGACGCGAGGGAAACCCCGACGGGGGAUGAUGCGGCGGGCGGUGUUUUCAGACUCUCAGCGAAAAGGGCUGGAAAAACGGUUUCAGCUCCAGAAGUACAUCAGCAAACCCGACCGGAAGAAGCUGGCGGAGCGGCUCGGCCUCAAGGAUUCCCAGGUCAAAAUAUGGUUUCAAAACCGUCGCAUGAAGUGGCGCAACUCGAAGGAGCGUGAACUGCUCGCUAACGGAGGCUCCCGCGAUCAGACCCUCCCCAACAAGAACAACCCAAAUCCAGACCUGUCGGACGCGCGCACCGAUCGGCAACAGUCCAUGUCACCCCCGUCGACGCCACCCCCUCCAACAAUUUCCGACCCACAGCAACAAUCACCGCCCGGUCCAGCCUCCCCCCAGUCCUCCAAAUCACCCCUGAUGGGCGGAGGUGGACUUCCCUCGAAAACAUCCGCCUUGAUCAACUUCAAGCCGGCCAAGUUCGAGCUGGCCAAACCCGGUGCACCGGGCAUGGACUUUAAGUACGAGUUCGAUGACAUCAGCGGCCCCAACGGCCAGCCCCAGCAGCACCCGAGGCCCCAGCUGAUCAACAGCUUUUAUGCAAAUGUGGAUCGUGAUCGUGAGAUGCUGCUCAACGGUGCGGGAGGAGGGCCAGGCGCGACGAUCUUCACCGGUGGCAGUCAACGGUCAAACAGUUGCUCGUCGGACAAUUUGUACUACGACGAGUAUGAUUCGAAUUCGGAUGACUCUGACGAGGAGAUCAAUGUCACGUGACCUGACAGCGAGGAAUCCAACUAAGUCAACGUGGCGUCGGCGUAUGUGUGUACAAAAUAAAAUUUAAAUGUUAGCUAAAAUCGUUUUAAUUCUAAUUUUUAAAGUCAGAACUUGUUAGUUUUUAAGAAUCAACAAAAAAAAUCAAUGAAACAUAAACACAAAAAAAAUCAUCCUGUAAAUUUGUACAAGCAUCUCAAACGGUUUUAAGGUAACCCUAAAUCAGCUUAGUAUGUAGUUAAACUCGCACUGAAAUUGUGAACCACGGCUCGUACUAUCAUGUCGUGUACAUAAGAUUAGAAAGGUCAUGGUAGUUGCAGUUGUGCACCGUGAAAAAAAAAACAUUCCGAGUAUUUAUUGAAAUAUUUACUGUAAAUAGGUUUUAAGCAUAUUUAUUGAUAAAUUUAAAGCAUUAAUUUGUUCGGAAAAGUAAAUGCAUCACCUUACGGCACCUUUCAGGUGGAACACAAGUCAAGUUUAGAAUCUCCCAUAGAUAACGAGGAAAUAAAUGUAAUUCUGAAAAAUA